This is a messenger RNA of Saxophila tyrrhenica, 1641 nucleotides long. RefSeq names its product O-glycoside alpha-1,2-mannosyltransferase 4 (gene omh4). The record is from RefSeq and is a predicted model, not a curated record. Bases 1 to 1641 code for a protein of 546 amino acids. Gene Ontology annotation, molecular function: alpha-1,2-mannosyltransferase activity. Lineage: Eukaryota; Fungi; Ascomycota; Dothideomycetes; Mycosphaerellales; Extremaceae. Gene Ontology annotation, cellular component: membrane; Golgi apparatus. The transcript has 2 exons. Gene Ontology annotation, biological process: cell wall mannoprotein biosynthetic process; protein N-linked glycosylation.
AUGGACUACCUCAAAUCCGUCCAGAAACGCUUACCUUCCGCGGACACCAUGCCCACUCUCAAAUCAUUACAGCACGCUUCUUUAAAAGACGCCAGAGUCCCGCAACUCACAUUCCUGCGGAAACGGAUACGCAUACGAGGGAACAGCAAGUUUAGUGUGCCACUGUACCUUGUCCUGCUGUUCCCCUGCAUAGUGGUGGUGGUUCUGCUUUCAGUCUUCGUACGGCAUCCGGACUCGCCUGCUGGACGACUAAUACCGAGCGGCGCGCCGCCGAGCAUCCGCAAGAUCAGCGAGAAGCACGACAAGGUCUUCGAGUCGGGAUGUCGAGAUCCGCUCAAGGAGGCGCAAGCACACCCGCGCGAGAAUGCGGCAUUUGUGGUGCUGGCACGGAAUAAAGAGCUGGAUGGUGUGGUGGAGAGCUUGAAGAGCGUGGAGAGACACUUCAAUCGCUGGUUCCACUACCCGUACGUCUUCCUUAACGAUGGAGACUUCAACAGCACUUUCAAGGAGACUGUGCUCAAUUACACCUCGUCGAACGUCGAGUUUGGCAAGAUCGGAUCGGAACAUUGGGGAUACCCGGACUGGACUGAUGCGAACGUUGCGAAGGAGGGCAUCCGGAAGCAGGGCGAUGCGGCCAUCAUGUACGGAGGCAUGGAGAGCUAUCACCACAUGUGCCGUUUCUACUCUGGAUUCUUCUACAAGCACGAGCUUCUGCAAAAGUACGACUGGUACUGGCGCGUGGAGCCCGAGAUCAAGUACUUCUGCGAUAUCACAUACGAUCCGUUCGUGGAGAUGGCGAAGAACAACAAGGUGUAUGGGUUCACGAUUGCGGUGAAGGAGUUGAAGGAGACGGUACCGAAUAUCUUCCGGUAUGCAUCGGCGUAUAAGCGGGUGACGAACCACACUUCGCAAGGGCUGUGGGAAAUGUUCGUGGAGCCGAAGGAGGGCUAUAAUCAGGACGGUACGCCGAAGAAGGGUACUAUUCCGCCCAAUGAGCUGCCGAAGGAUGAUCCGAAGUAUGCGAACGAGAAGACGAAGCCGCUACCGGAGGAGAUCAUGAAUACUGAGCCAGGGAAGGGGACACUGCCAGAAAUCGACCCAGAGGCAAUGGAGGGUGAGAUCUACAACAUGUGCCAUUUCUGGUCCAACUUUGAGAUUGCUCGCCUCGACUUUUUCAGAAGUCAGGAGUACGAGGACUUUUUCAACAUGAUGGACCGUUCCGGCGGCUUCUGGAUGGAGCGGUGGGGCGACGCACCCAUCCACUCCCUCGCCGCCGGCGCUCUCCUCUCCCCGAAACAAGUCCACUACUUCCGCGACUUCGGCUACCGCCACACCACCAUCCAACACUGCCCCGCCAACAACCCGGCGCGCCAAAUGCCUCGCACCCCCUACUACGGCCCCCGCGACGACCCCAAGGAGAACCCCACUUACGGCACGCCUGCCCUCGACACGAAAUGGCAGAGCUGGAAGGAAGAAGAUGACUACUGGGCGAAAUGGGACGCCGGGAAGGAGAACGGUGUUGGGUGCAGGUGUAGGUGUGACAUGGAUAUUGUGGAUGUCGAGACGAAGGAGGGGAGUUGUAUCCCGGAGUGGGUGGAGAUUGCGGGCGGGUAUCUGACGCCUUCGGGCCCUGGGCGGUGA